Diaporthe amygdali is the source of this 843-nucleotide messenger RNA. RefSeq lists its product as uncharacterized. Gene Ontology annotation, cellular component: extrinsic component of mitochondrial inner membrane. Lineage: Eukaryota; Fungi; Ascomycota; Sordariomycetes; Diaporthales; Diaporthaceae. Gene Ontology annotation, biological process: mitochondrial protein processing; mitochondrial proton-transporting ATP synthase complex assembly. The transcript is spliced from 2 exons. Gene Ontology annotation, molecular function: metalloendopeptidase activity. The record is from RefSeq and is a predicted model, not a curated record. Bases 1 to 843 code for a protein of 280 amino acids.
AUGGCCUCGACCGCAGCCCCGAGCCCGUCAGGCUCAGACCCGAAGACAUCAUCCUCUCUCUCAUCCUCAUCUACAACCAGCACCUCCUCACAAGCAAAAGCAACCCCCCAGGCCCCGAGCCUCUACCUCGAGAACGACCCGGCGCGCACAGGCUUCGACCCCAAGACGCAGUGGUGGGUGAACUACUUCAAGAUCCUGACGGGGCAGGUGACGAACGAAGGGGUCUUCCACUACCGCGAGUCGCGGUACCGGGCGAACGAGGCGCGCGACGUGCGGCGGUGCGAGGAGUACCGCGACUGGCUGUUCGCCUACUCGCCGACGGUGCGCUUCCUCAACGACAAGAUCGCCGAGCUCAACCACGGCCAGGGCAUGACCCCCUCCAACGUCCUGUGCCGCCGCUGCCCGGCCCGCCUGACCGCCGACGGCAUGCAGGUCGAGCGCCAGAGCGGCGGCUUCGAGCCCGCCCACGGCAUCCUCGUCUGCGCCAACGAGGUCCGCAACCGCGGCCACCUCGAGGACACGCUCGCCCACGAGAUGGUCCACGCCUACGACCAGCUGAGGUUCGAGGUCGACUUCCGCGGGGAGAGGGACCUGCGGCAGGCGGCUUGUACGGAGAUUCGAGCCUCGAUGCUGAGUGGCGAAUGCAGGUGGACGCGGGAAGUCUUCACGCGGGGCAACUACACCCUCACAGAGCAAUUCCAAAAAUGUGUGCGGGCGCGGGCGGUACAAUCGAUGAUUGCGAGGCCAUGGGUAAAGAACGACGUGCAGGCCGUCAAGGUCGUCAACGAGGUCUGGGACUCGUGCUUCUCAGACACGCGGCCCUUUGACGAGGUGUAUAGAUGA